AUGCCCAUCUCUCCUGUGUCUGUCGUCGUAGGUACGACCUUGGCGACUGCUAUCGUAGUCAUAGGCACAGGCUAUGCUUUCAAGAAGUUCAUCUAUGAUCCUCACAUAUCACAUCAUGUUGAAGCUUUGAUCGCACAGCAUAAUCACUUUCAGGAUCAAGCACACUCACAUUCACCUGAAUCGAUACCUGUUGAACCGAUACAACCUUCAUUGGGCUCUUCUACAUCAUAUAGAGAUCACCAUACUUCACUUCGAAGACGUACAGGGCGUCGGUCCAACGAAUUUGAAUUGACAGACCGACCCGUAGAAUAUGGGGGAGCAUCAGCAUAUGAGCUAGAUGAGAGCAGACUGAGUCUUCUGGGAGAAUCACCAAGCAAGUCCGGAUCAGUGGAUAGACUGAUAGAUAUAGAUGAUGAUGGUAGAACUCAAUCUCCACAAGAUCAGGAGAUCAGAGAAGUCAUAUUCAAAUUACCUCCUACACCUUUACGUUCCGGUACCGCUACACCCGCUUCUACGAAUCCUUUCAUCUCGAUGGAAGAUGGUGAUGAGCCCAAGUCAAAUAAUAGCCACCUGGAUCCUAGGACCUCUUCCACUUCCUUUUCCUUUCUAUCUCUUUCCCAGUCUUCGUCUCCUGAAGUGAUCCAUCCACCCCUCGAUCUCGCUACAGCUGCUCAACGGUUAUCGAUAGUAGAAGACGUCGAAGGUACACCUACAGUCCCCGAUGAUGAGAUGGAAUCAAUAGCAGGAACCAACAACACGGCCGAAUACGAAGAUGCUGAGUCUUAUACGCCCAUAUCAAGAGCCUUGAGUCCCGCUAUCGUUUCUCCAGCUGUUAGACCUCAUGUCGUUGACGACAUGGGUUUAAGCUAUGUUCCUCUUGUACCUCCGACACGAGGACCCAUGAGUGUUAUUAGCGUCGAAGGGUCGGAGUUCAGUGAAGUUGAUGGCGAAUGGGAUGUACUAUCGGACAUGGGUCGGUGA
Molecule: messenger RNA, 981 nt
Organism: Kwoniella shivajii
Lineage: Eukaryota; Fungi; Basidiomycota; Tremellomycetes; Tremellales; Cryptococcaceae
Exons: 2
Coding region: 1-981 (326 amino acids)
Source: RefSeq, a predicted model, not a curated record